This is a messenger RNA of Chiloscyllium plagiosum (whitespotted bambooshark), 1935 nucleotides long. RefSeq lists its product as uncharacterized. NCBI's taxonomy places the organism in Eukaryota, Metazoa, Chordata, Chondrichthyes, Orectolobiformes, Hemiscylliidae. The record is from RefSeq and is a predicted model, not a curated record.
CCCUCUUUAUCAGACGCAAGAGAUAACAGCAGGUUAAUAAACCUCAGGGAAGGGAAGUUGGGAAAUCAGUUGGAACAGAAAGCAAUAGAUUGAAGACAGAGAGGUGGGAAGGCCUGACUGUAUCUGCAGCCUGAUUUCUGCUCUAGCAGUGAAAAGGUUGAGAAACUGAUCAUCAUGAAGAUACUUGUGGUUACUUUGGUCCUAUUCUUGGCAAAAGGAAUGGUGGCUCGUGCCUUUCCCGUUGCAUCAGAUGCUGGAUCAACUCGUGGUGAAAGCCCUUUCACUGAUAUUAACUUUGUCAAUAUAUCAAUGAAUAUCCAUGAUCCAAGUCCCAUUUUGAAAGAGUUUGCCCAGAACAUGACCCUGCUGUCGAAAGAAAUCCAACAGCAAAUGCAAACUUUUAGCACAAAUCUUCAUGACCAGACAAGUAUGAUAAGAGAAAGGUUGAGCUCCCUGCUUGAAAGGACCCCGGAUUUACCUGAAGGCAUCACCCAGCAUCUGGAGAAUUUGAAGGAAAACAUCAACCAGUUCAAUUUGAACUUUACAACUGUUCCUCUCAAGCAGAUUUCAGGAGAUGGGGUUUAUCAAGAACUCACACAGAACAUGGAGCAUAUUCAUCAGUUGUUUGGAUCUUUUGUUCAGUUGUUCCAUGGAAAAUUCACAGAGGGAGUUGAAACCUUGAGGAAAUCUGUGGCGCCUGCAGCUCAUGAAAUCAAGAGACUUGUCGAAUUGUCCAAAGCUGCAAAACCAAGUGCAGAAACACCAGAAUUGCCAUAAAGUUAUUUGAUGGAUUCUGACACUAAUGAAGAAAAUUCGGGAUAACGAACACAAAUUAAACUUCAAAGUAAUCAAAGUGAGAAGGAUCAACCCCCAUUCUUUAUUGAAAAGCAAAUGUUCUGAAAUACAGGCAGAGAAUGACGGAAAUGCUCAGUAGGCCAGGUAACAUCUGUGGCACCAGUGAGGCAGAGAGAAAGAGAGUUAAUCAAGAAAGUUCUGAUGAUAGGUCACAAAGGGAAUACGGGAACUGGAGAAGGCCAUUCAGCCCCUCAGGCUUGUUCUGUCAUUCAAUGAGAUCAUGGCUGAGUAGUGGCCUAACUCUGUAUACUUGCCUUUGACCCUUAUCCCUUAAUAUCUCUGCUUAACAAAAAUUUACCCACUCAGAUCAUGACCAGCAAGCCUGGUUAACUCUGGUUCUCUCUCCACAGAUGCUGCCAGAUGUGCUGACCAUUUCCAACCUUUUCUCUUUCCAUUUCACAUCCUAUAAUUGAUACUGCACAUGGUAUUUGCAAAGAAUUUUUCAUAAAGUAGGCUUUUCAACCCAAUGCAAGGUUCAUGAAAUUUGUACACCUUCCCAACAUUCCGAAAGGGGAGGCGGUGUUGUAUUGGUAAUGUCACUGGACUAGUAAACCUAGAAUCCUGGACUGAUGUUCUGGGUACAAGGGUUCGAAUCUCACCUUAGCAGUUAGUGAAAUUUGCAAUUAGUAAACGCUCUAGAAUAAAAAGCUAGCCCAGUGGUGACCAUGUAACUAUUGUCAAUUGUUCUAAAAAUCCACCUGGUUGAGGAAAUCUGCCCUUUUUACCCUGUCUGGCCUACAUCUUACUCCAUAAGCAAUGUGGUUGACUCUUAACCGUCCUGUGGAGAAUAAAUGCUGGCCAAGCCAGUGACAUCCACAUCCCAUGAAUAAAUAAAUAUUAUUCUAACCCCAUCAAAAUAUUCCCAACAUAAAUAAAAUCAUUUGUCUUGCAUCUACUACACGAGAUCAAAAUAAUUUCGUUUGUCAUUUAUUUCCCAAUGAAGGAACUGCUUCCAGUGAUUUUUGUGGUUGACCACUGAACGUUUGUUAAGCCAGUCAUUGGCCAUUGGGCCAAUCAAGUUAUUUUACAAAACCUGUAAGUGACAUCACAUCAUUAGAAUAAAUGUGUAAUUCAGAAUAA